Botrytis deweyae is the source of this 2436-nucleotide messenger RNA. RefSeq lists its product as uncharacterized. The coding region runs from base 1 to 2436 and encodes 811 amino acids. The record is from RefSeq and is a predicted model, not a curated record. The transcript has 2 exons. Lineage: Eukaryota; Fungi; Ascomycota; Leotiomycetes; Helotiales; Sclerotiniaceae.
AUGCAGAGUAUACGAGAGAUGGAACAAAACGGAGGAGAAAGCAUGUCGGAUCGUCCGAAUUUACCUCUUUACAGAGGCUUGGAUGUCCUCAGUGCCGCUGCUGCUUCCCAGGAAGAAGAUCGAGCUUCUAUAAUUCACCUCAAAAAAGUCGAAGAUGAACAGCAAAGAUCUGCGACUCUUUUGGAACGCCUAGAGCAGAGCUCGGGCCGUGAUGCUGAGAGCACUAGUGGUAGUAAGUCCAAAGACGCUCUCGCGGCCGGUAUGAAAAUUGCACACAAGACUCCCCUGCCGAGCGACCAUAGAGACGGAUCAGAAAUGUCUCUCGAUACAACACUCAGUCCCUUGCAUUCUCCACAUGUACCGCGGAUUACCAAGGAGCAGCUCAACCAGACUUGUCCUUUCCAGCAUAAUCACUUGAUCGGUAGAUUCUGUUUUAAUUGUCGAUGUAUGGAAAUGCCAUGGGGAGACAGACUUCCAGUGGCUCUCGAUACGAACGGCAACAAAAUCCAAGUUCCCCCACAAGGUGCAUUGCUAGAGGGUGUAAGAGACUUGACCGAACCCUAUGAGAUUGCCCAGCUUGCUUUGCUUGUCGAAUUUCGCAUCAUAGAACAAGAGCUUGCUACAGUUCCUGGCCUUGUCGCAACUUUCAAAUUUUUUCCACAUUUGCAUGAUGUUGCUCAUAGAAUUGCAAAUAUGGUCAAAGAACUUCGAACAUUGGCCGAUGAAAGCGAGAGUGAACGAGUACCACAAUGGUUCGAUACACUCCAUGAGUUAUUGAGAAAUCCCAAUUUAACCCACGACCAAUACUUCGCACAGAUAACUGGAGACUGGAACUUCCAAGCAAAGAAUUCAGCACCACUCAUCCGAGAAGCUCGAACCUCAUCACGAGUAUUCACCGGUAUUCCAGUAAUGCUCACCAGAGAAGAUGCGAUCAACUAUGAUAACAAUCGCGACGGGCGUAGCGAAGCUGAGGCUCGUGAACUUAUGGAUUAUCUCAAUAGGAACGAGAGCAGAGGUCCAGGAUAUGUUCAAUUCACGUUCGACUUCGUAAGUUGGUUAAGGGAAGGAGCGCAUAGCACUGGUAAAUGCGCGCCACAAUGGAGUCCUCGUUAUGCUCAAGAAUACUACAUGCAUGUGUAUCCCGCUCCUGCAAUGACUCCCAGAACCAAAAACAAUGGCGCACGAUCGCGUAGUCGAUUGGAUUUCUCGAGUCGUCGUAACCCGACGCCCAAAACACCACGUUGUAGCGAAGAAGCCUCUGAAGUUGAGCUUUACGAUAGCAAUGAUGACGAAGAAGAGCUUGAAGGAGCUUACUUCCGUAAGCUUCCAGAAGUCAAGAAGAAUACGCCAGGUCGUGCCAAUGUUACGUGGCGAUUUGUCGAAGGAACAGACAUCACAAAUGCACAGCUCGGCAACCCUGAUCCUAGCAAGUUCUACUUGACUCGUCAAAAUGUCAAUGAUCCCGAAGAGGUUGAUCUCCGCCAAUAUGCACAAAUUGCCGGAUUUGAUUGGAAUAAUCCUGCCGAUAUCAAGAAGCUCAAUAAGGCUAGGGCUCAGAAUCGUAAGCGUACCCAUGGUAAUAUCGCCGAAACACGAAUUCCAUGGACACAGUUAGAGAAAGAUAAGCUCCAAGAGGAGGUACAAGAUGCGAUUAGGGUAGGGGAAACCAGACAUACGAUUGACUGGGAUGAGAUUGCAGAUCGUCUCAGACAGAGAUUCGAUGGUUUUGUGCAGAAGAAGGGAUCCAAGUUGGCACCAGGAGUCGAGAGAGAACCAAAGAAUGGCAAGAAAGACAGAACUCUCAAGACCAGUCGCAGCGACCGCGUAGGUUACAACCGCACAGGCUCUGCAACCGAAACACAAGCCUUAAAAUACCCCGACAUUCUCAAGUUAAUUAACGAUGCCACUGGACUUGGUGGAAAGGGAGGACGUGGCGUGCUUAGAGGUCCUCGUCGACUCUCGCAGGCUACUGAUGACGAGAAGAAAGAAUCAAACAGUCGACCAACAAAGCAAGCUACGGACAGCCCCCAUCGCAGCUUUUCACAGGCUAUCGAUGACGAACAAGAUGAGGAUGGCGAUCCAACAGCAAAGAAACAAAAGAGUGGUAUGGCUUCUGGAAUUAUGUAUAAUGCGCAGACCAAACAACCCAAUCCGCUGGCAAAGCGAGCUCUUAACAUUCCCAGCCAAAGCUUCUUGCCCAUGUUUGAUGACGUAUUCGAUGAUAGAAACGAUCGUCCAUGGAAGAAGCCAAAGACUAUCCACCGUCGCUAUUCAAGCAGCCCGCCCCCACGUAUGCUGAAGAAGCACUACGAUGAUGACGAGGGUAACGGACCACCACCUUCGCCAUCCCGACCAUCUGCAUUGAACGGUGCGUUUGGGUCAAGGCUUCCCAAGAGUAGUGCAAAGCAGUUUGACACCACUUUAAGCAGGAAAUAG